UCGUCCGCUUGCUCAAUGCAGACGGGGUGACGUCAGUCGGUCAGCUGGCUCCUGCAUCUGAAGGCAGGAGAGCCUCUCCCAUUGGGAGACAUCACCAUCACCGCCCGAGCCUGGCCAUCGGCCGCCCGCAGGAAGGAAGGGGAAUAAAACAUGGAGGACACGGUGUUAUUAUAGUUGCGGAUCGGGCGUCAGUGGGGAUCGGGAGAUUAUUUAUUAAUAUAUUUAUUUAUUUAUUUCCCUUGUCAGCAAUGGCCGGGGUCCAUGGCUGCGGCUGCUGAGAGGCAGGUGCAAUAUCAUCGACAUUUCAUUUCUCGGCAUGGGCUCAACGAGGGCCGAUCCACAGGCUGCUCUACACGCCCUCUGCUCCCCGGAUACCACGCUGUCUGCGGGGGGAGAGGAAUAGCCGGGCCGCGUCUGGAGGUGUGGAUGAGGGGGGCCUCUUUACAUCAAAAUAUUAGAGCCAGUAAUUUCAAGGUUAUGCGCCGUUACACACAGCAACAGCCAGGCUUCCUUCAGUGAAUCAGUGCAUGCUGCAACAUGACAUAGGGUUGGUGGGCUUUAUUUUAAGGAAACACUGAUUGAAUCCACCUUUUUCUGCAUAAGAGGAUCCAAAACCUUUUGACAGGCCUGAAAAAACUGUUGAGCCUCCUCAUCUGGAAAACAGAAGCCGGUUCCAGCUGCCAAGAUGAUGGAGCUACAGAUAGACGAGGUGGUGUACCAGGACGACUACGGCUCCGGGUCCGUGAUGUCGGAGCGGGUGUCGGGCCUGGCCAACAGCAUCUACCGGGAGUUUGAGAGGCUGAUCCGCAGCUAUGACGAGGAGGUGGUGAAGGAGCUGAUGCCGCUGGUGGUGAACGUCCUGGAGAACCUGGACGGGGUGCUGACGGAGAACCAGGAGCAUGAGGUGGAGCUGGAGUUGCUGAAGGAGGACAACGAGCAGCUCAUUACCCAGUACGAGAGGGAGAAAGCGCUGAGGAAACAGGCGGAAGAGAAAUUCAUUGAAUUUGAAGAUGCGUUGGAAGCUGAGAAGAAGGAUCUGCAGGUGCAGGUGGAGUUUCUGGAGCUGCAGUCCAAACAGCAGGAGCUCAAAUCAAAGAACUACUCCGACCAGAUCGUGCGGUUGGAGGAGCGAGAAUCAGACAUGAAGAAAGAGUACAACGCUCUGCACCAGCGCCACACUGAGAUGAUCCAGACAUACGUCGAGCACAUAGAGCGGUCCAAAAUGCAGCAGGCGGGGAGCAACAGCCAAUCAGAAGGCACGGGCUGUGGACGAACCAAAGCGGAGCGCCCGCCUUCAUUGAGCCUGUACCCCAGCGGCGAGGGAAUGGAGGACGGAUCAGAGUCCGACUCGUUGGCACCGACACCCAGCAGCGCAGGGAGCAAGUCCAACACCCCCACCUCCACCGUCCCCUCGGCCACCGUCACCCCCGUCAACGAGGGCUUCGUCCCGCAGGCGGAGUUCGAUGCGACGCGAGCUGGGAACCGCAGGAAAGGUGCGAAGCGGCUCAGCAGGAACAUGGAGGUGCAGGUUUCUCAGGAGACCAGGAACGUCAGCAUCGGCAUGGGAAGCAGCGAUGAGUGGUCCGAGUUUCAGGAGAUCAUCGAUUCGACCCCUGAGCUGGACAUGUGUGUGGACCCCCGUGUGUACGGAGGAGGAAACAGCCCCUCCCAGGGCAUCGUGAACGAGGCCUUCGGCAUCAACACCGACUCUCUCUACCACGAGAUCAAAGACGCCAAAUCAGACAUCAUCGGAGACGUAGACGCAGGCGCCGAGCUGCUAGGCGAGUUCUCAGUCCGCGAUGAUUUCUUCGGGAUGGGUAAAGAGGUGGAAAACCUGCUGACAGAGAACAAACAGCUCCUAGAGACCAAAAAUGCUCUCAACAUUGUGAAAAAUGACCUUAUUGCCAAAGUGGACGAUCUGUCGGGGGAGCAUGAGGUGCUGAGGGAGGAGGUGGAGGCUCUGAGGCAGUCCAAGAACAAAGUGGAGGCCAGAGUCAAGGAGCUGGAGGAGGAGCUCAGGAGGUUAAGAGCAGAGGCUCUCGGUGCGUCUCGGGACUCAAAGGAUGAGGCAGGCGAUGACUUUUCAUCGCCCAUGCAGGACGGAGACAUGACGAUGACGCAGCGGCGGAGGUUCACCCGGGUGGAGAUGGCCCGAGUUCUGAUGGAGAGGAACCAGUACAAAGAGAGGCUGAUGGAGCUGCAGGAGGCCGUGCGGUGGACCGAGAUGAUCAGGGCGUCCAGAGAAAGUCCUCAAAUGUCAGAGAAAAAGAAGUCCACCAUCUGGCAGUUCUUCGCCCGUCUCUUCAGCACGUCGUCCAGCCCUCCGCCCGUCAAGAGGCCGUACUACAGCGUCAACAUCCACUACAAGUCUCCCUCGCCCGCCAGCUUCUCUCAGCGCCGCAGCCACACCAUGUGCCAGAUCUCCACCUCCAACCGCACUCUGGAGUUCUUCCCCGAAGACGACUCGGCACUGUUGGCCCGCCGAGAGCAGCGGCGUGAACAGUACCGGCAGGUCCGCGAGCACAUGAGGCGCGACGACGGCAUCAUGCAGGCGUGUGGCUGGAGCGUGCCGUCUCGCUUCAAACAGUUGUGGUGUGCAGCAGGUGUGGACCUGACGGGAUGGAGGGCCAGCUGCCAGGAGUCGGAGUUAGCCAAAGCUCCGUCGGGGGGCAGCGACCCUCUGCAUGCUGAGGAGAACGGAGGAGGCAGGAAGAGCAGCCACACCUCCCCAGAGAAGAGGAUGUCGAAGGAGCUGCAGGAGACGGACACCAUGAGCAGCAGAGUGUGGAUCCUCACCAGCACCCACUCUGCCAGCAAGGUGGUGAUCAUCGACGCCAACCAGCCCGGCUCGCUGGUCGAUCAGUUCAACGUCUGCAACGCCCACGUGCUCUGCAUCUCCAGCGUGCCAGCUGCCAGUGAGAACGACUACCCCCCCGGAGAGAUCGUGUUGGACCCCGGUGACGGGGGGGUCGGGGGAGCGGGCGAUGACUCGGGCAGCGUGGAGGGCAUGCUGGCCGGCAUCACGCUGGUCGGCUGCGCCACCAACUGCAGCGUUGCCCGUAGCAACUGCUCCUCACGCACUGACACGCCCAUCAUGGACAAAGGACAAGCCCCCACCGCCCCCCAAAUGAAUGGUAAGAUCCACCCCGCCCAGUCGGCUGAGGAGGCGACGGAGGCCACCGAGGUCCCCGAGUCCACGGCGAGCCACGGAGAGCUUAGGUCGGGACCCCCGGGACCCUUCACUGAGCACGUCUUCACCGACCCCCCGCCCCGCCUCUCAGACGCCUCGGACAGGAGCUCAGGUCAAUCCAAAGAGGAAUCUUCCCAGCCUUCAGAGUCUGAAGACGGGGUUGAGGACACCAGGAACUACACCAGCGUGGCCCCCACCAUGUGGCUCGGGGCCCAGAACGGCUGGCUCUACGUCCACUCAGCGGUCGGAAACUGGAAGAAGUGCCUCCACUCCAUCAAACUCAAAGACUCUGUGCUCAGCCUGGUACAUGUGAAAGGUCGUGUGCUGGUCGCCCUCGCUGACGGGACCCUCGCCAUAUUCCACAGAUCAGAGGAUGGCCAGUGGGAUCUGUCGAACUACCACCUGAUGGACCUGGGUCGGCCUCAUCACUCCAUCCGCUGCAUGGCUGUGGUCCACGAUAAGGUUUGGUGCGGAUACAAGAACAAGAUCCACGUCAUCCAGCCCAAGAGCAUGCAGAUCGAGAAGUCCUUCGACGCCCACCCUCGCAGGGAGAGUCAGGUGCGGCAGCUGGCCUGGAUCGGAGACGGUGUUUGGGUCUCGAUCCGCCUCGACUCCACGCUGCGUCUCUACCACGCACACACGCACCAACACCUGCAGGACGUGGACAUCGAGCCGUACGUCAGCAAGAUGCUGGGUACUGGCAAACUGGGCUUCUCUUUUGUCCGCAUCACGGCACUUCUGAUUGGUGGAAAUCGUCUCUGGGUAGGAACUGGAAACGGCGUGAUCAUCUCCAUCCCACUGACGGAGACGGUGGUCCUUCACCGGGGACAGCUCCUUGGUUUGAGGGCCAAUAAGGUGUCUCCUACGUCGUCCAGCGGGGUGAUCCAUGUGUACGGAGACGACGGCUCUGAGAAAAGCACCGGCAGCUUCAUCCCGUACUGCUCCAUGGCUCAAGCCCAGCUGUGUUUCCAUGGACACCGCGAUGCUGUGAAGUUCUUCGUCUCUGUGCCCGGUAAUGUCCUGGCCACGCUGAACGGCAGCGUGCUGGACAGCCCGUCGGAGGGUCAGGGGUCAACAGCGCCCGCAGAGACGGAGACUCAGAGCGUUCACAACGUGCUGGUGCUGAGCGGAGGAGAGGGAUACAUCGACUUCCGCAUAGGUGACGGCGAGGACGAUGAGACGGAGGAAGGAGACGCUGCUGUUGCCGUGGCUACUGGAGCCUCGCAGGUCAAACCGGCUCUGUGUAAAGCUGAGCGCAGCCACAUCAUCGUGUGGCAGGUGUCCUACAUCCCUGAGUGACACACCAACACACACACACCAACACACACACACACACACACACACACACACACACACACACACACACACACA
Notothenia coriiceps (black rockcod) is the source of this 4561-nucleotide messenger RNA. RefSeq names its product mitogen-activated protein kinase 8 interacting protein 3 (gene mapk8ip3). Gene Ontology annotation, molecular function: signaling receptor complex adaptor activity; kinesin binding; MAP kinase scaffold activity. Gene Ontology annotation, biological process: vesicle-mediated transport. Bases 686 to 4489 code for a protein of 1267 amino acids. Gene Ontology annotation, cellular component: cytoplasm. The record is from RefSeq and is a predicted model, not a curated record. The transcript is spliced from 31 exons. NCBI's taxonomy places the organism in Eukaryota, Metazoa, Chordata, Actinopteri, Perciformes, Nototheniidae.